Molecule: messenger RNA, 7361 nt
Organism: Polypterus senegalus (gray bichir)
Lineage: Eukaryota; Metazoa; Chordata; Cladistia; Polypteriformes; Polypteridae
Product: mitochondrial nicotinamide adenine dinucleotide transporter SLC25A51-like
Exons: 4
Coding region: 3582-4505 (307 amino acids)
Source: RefSeq, a predicted model, not a curated record
AACCUGUAAUAGGAGAGAGUGGCCUGAAAGGGAAAUCUCGACUCGCGUAAACAAACACACAAAGUGAGGGCGGCGGAACAGGGUAGUAAUAAGCUUGAACGGCGAGUUCCGUAGGUUUUAAUAUGUACUUUUAAACAGUUAAGAUGUGCAGGUCAUAAAGUCUGAAACUACCAUAGAGAAGUGUAUUAGUCGGAACGGAUUGUGUACGUGGCAGAGGGUGUCUAAAUACAUCUUAAAAAAGGAGCUCGAGGAUCAAUAAAUAUUCGAAUUGGCGUGCACAUCAGUACAUUUGGGCUUCAAGAACAAUCAUAAUUACUAACCAAUUCAACAUGUGGCAUUGUUUAUCCACGUAAAUUCCGUGGUUUUAUUCAGAAAUCGAUACACGUCUGAUUUCUUGACUGGUUGCAUCACGUAUUCUUUCAUCCAUAUAUUGAAUCGUACUUACUUGACUACAAUAUUUGCCUGCAUAUUCCAGUGUAAGAUGGGAACAAUUGCUGGUAGAUAUGUGGGUAGACUAGGGAGCAAACGCAUAUAUUAGCCUUACUUUAUUAGAUUAAUUUUGCUGUAAUCAAUUAGCAUAUUGUUAUAAUUAUGAAUAAUUCUGUUUGCAUUUAUGAACACAAUGUUCCAUCACAUCAACCGCAUUUAUUUCUGUAGCACAUUUUAACAUGCAGGAUAUUGCUCAAAGUGCUUUACAAGAUGCCAAAGAAGUAGUUACAUGCAAAGAAAAAACAAAUUGGGUAAGAAUAGUAACGGACAAAUAAACACAUGAAAAAAUAUAAUUAAUACAAAAUUAGAGUCCUUGUAUAUAGAAUUGAUUUUUAGUCUCUAAAUCCAAUGAUAAGGUCAUAUGGCCAAGAGGACAGAAAAAAUAAAAACUCCAGAAAAGCUGGAGAAAAAACAAUCUGCAGGAGUUCAAGGCCAAACAACCACCCAGGUUACAUUGGGCAUUCUAUCUAACAUAAAUGAACUUAAGUGGUACCAUAUUGUUUUUUAGUCUUCGUCUCGUGGAAAGUUAGGAAAUCUGCUUUCAUUCAGACAUCACCAACAGCUGCACGCACUUUGAUCAAGCGCUGGUGGUGCAAAACGUUCUUACAGAAAAAUUAGAAAAGAAAGCAGAGGAAAAGUAGAGAUUAAUAAUGAACGCAAAUUAAUUGUAGAAUUUGAUAUUUCUAUGCAUAUGCAUUUUAUCAGGAGUAGAACUAAAAUGUAGCUAUGAAAAGGCAACAUUAAAGUGGAGUUUUAGAAUUAAAAAAAAAAAAAAUGAUGCACAUUGUUGUAUAUUUAUUUCCAACUUUCACAAAUAUUUAAAAUGUUCUAUUCAGCAGAGAAGUACAAGACACACCAUCAAAAACAUACUAUUCUGUACUGUAUAAAAAUAUAAAUAAUUGAAACUCAGGCUUCUGGAUUAACGCAGAAUAUCACCAUAAGGAUGAGGCUAUAGGGUGAGAAAUGAGAGGAGAUGUAAGGAUUCAGUGUAAGGUAAUGGCUUCUCCACUACUGUAACUUGCCUUUUAAAAAAAAAAUAUUGACUUUAGAGAGGUCAUUCCAAAGUCUGGUUGCAGCAUACACAUUAUGUGCUGACUGUUGUGAGUCUGAGUGAGGACACUUGAACCAGAUGGAGCUGAGAUAUAAUAGAGUAGAAGGGGCACCUGCCAAUAGAGAGUUAGAAAAGUCAUUGUGGAAUGUGAUGAAAGCAUGAACAAGCUUCUUAGUGUCAGAAAAGGAUAGGAAAUUACUUUUGUAGUUUCAUAUAUAUUCUCACACACAGACCGAUGAUGUGAAAGGCACAGAAAAAAUCUCCCCAAAAUGUGGCCAGAUUGAUUACAUUUAUUCCUUCCUUAGUAAUAUGUUGUCCCAUUAAGUACUCGCUUAUAAUAAACUAUUCCUCUCUGUCAUCUGUGCCAUUCCCUAUCAUGUGUGACCAAGAGAACUCUAGAGUGAAAUUACCCUUAAUAUUUUAACCAUUUAAAUAUCCCUUUUUAUUUUAGUAUAGCACAUUAUGUUACUAAUGGCAAUAGACAUUUUUGCUAACCAGCUUACUAUCUAAAUUUGCAUUUGCUAAAUCAUUCUGUUUUGUGGCCCAGUUUUUUCAUUUCCAGUAAGGUUUGUGUGCAACCAACAGUCUACAGUGGCACCAGUGUUUAACAAAGGGAAACUUGUUGAUCACAGAGCACACCCUGAACACAUUUGUGUCAGCCAAUUUAUCAAGAAGAUUUUAAUACAUGCUUAGACAAUUGUCAAAACAAAUUAAUACUGAUAUUUAAAUAAUUGAACCUAUAAUUGCAAGGAUUUUUAGAUUUGCUGUAUUUCAUUGGAUACAGACAGAGAAAAGAAAUAGAGGUUGAUUUGCUCAAGUAAAUUAAGACAAUUUACCCAAUGUUUUGGUAACAGCUUCGCCUUUUUUAAUUCCUUUUUCGAUUUAGCAUGUAUCUAAAAUGCAACAGCAUUUGGCGUUAACCCUGAGUGUCUUUUGGGUUAAGCACUUAUGAUCGAUCCUAUGUAAAGUUUUAAGUCCAAACAACACUCAGGACAGUAUUAUGUUGCCAUCUAGUGGAUAAUGUAACAUGCUUCCAUAAAAUAAUGAAUACGUGUUUUUUUCACUCUAUGGUAAACAUCAGGAUUCAGAAGUAAGGUGGAGCCUUCAACCAGAACGCACAGUGGCAUGUAAAAGAGACAGAAAUUGAAUCAUUAGGUGAAUCAAGCGACAGAGAAUAUAAUGUAAUUUGGUCAUCAGACAUUGACACAGAUAGUGUGUUGCAUAUGGAAUUGUAUGACCGAACCUCUGUGAUAAGCCUGAUGAAUUUGGUCACAAGAAGGUUCACAGUGGCAGCAAGGUAAAAUGAUUAUGAUGAAGUGGAAGGACAGGAAAAUCAUUCACCCCUUAAGCAUUAUUUACAGUGCAGCAACUGUCAAUGUUCGUGUCAGGAGAAAUGUGGAAGUCACUAAGCCUUGCACUGUGGUAGCUGACAAUAAUACAGUUAACAUGUCGAUCAUCCGGAUUAGACACUGACAUUCUACCCUCUGAAGUACAAGCAACAACAAAAUAAAAAAUGUUUUUUAUAUAUAUGAAAAGUGUGCAAAGAAACAUGCCCUUACUAGCCCAGUGCAACAUCAUGCUUUGUGUUAGUGACAGUUUCAAAAUCUGUCACGUGAAGGACAUGUACUGAAUCUGCAUCCUCACAGCAGUGGACACUAGACAUACCCAUCCAACUGUUUUUAUGUUGAUGUUAUUACACCUAAUAACACGUUUUCUUGUUGAAAACAAAUUCAACAUUUUUGGCUUCUUUUUUCACAACGCUAAGGAGGCUACUGCAACUAAAGUAUAAGGCGAGUCUUCUAUCAUGUUAUUGCAACAGUAUAUACGCUGAAAAAAGCAUGCACAAUAACAGCAAUGGCAGAAAGGAAAGAAUCAUCUUGAAGUGCACUUCAUGAGAAUCAUGUCGAUCUGGAACAAAUACCAGCUCUUGGAAUCUGUUCAAAAGUCUUUGCAGCAAUGUCUGUUCAGAGCACAGCAGUCAUGGCGAGCUAUGAGCUGAGAGCAGGUGUGAAGUGGAGCUGUUCUUUAAUGUCUGAUUGUUAUGGACAGUUGGCCUCAAUCUAACACAACAUCCCAAAUGGAUUCCGAAGCCCAACAAAAUCGACCAAAUGAACUUGUCCUUACUGGCUCCUCCAGACAGAACCUGGCUGACAUGUCAUCAGGAAGGCAUUACUUGUGUGGCUAUUUUGCAGCAUUUACUAAUAUUUCCAUUACUUUCCCAAUUCAAAAGGUACUUUUUCGCCAACAAUUGUAUGGAUUAAGGACACGCGAUGCUAUACGACAGCUCCAGCAUGAUGGCCUUCGCAACUUGUACCGUGGCAUCCUCCCUCCUCUCAUGCAAAAGACAACAACAUUGGCUUUGAUGUUUGGUCUUUAUGAAGACUUCUCAAAUGUACUUCUUCAGCAUACCACUGCCCCUGAGUUAUUGACACGCAGUGUAGCUGCUGUGCUAGCAGGAACCACAGAAGCAGUCUUGACCCCUUUUGAGAGAGUUCAGACACUGCUGCAAGACAAUAAACAUCACAACCGCUUUAAUAACACUUUCCAUGCUUUUCGAACUUUGAGGAGUUAUGGUUUUCAGGAGUACUACAGGGGCCUGAUACCUAUAUUGCUGAGAAAUGGUCCAAGUAAUGCACUUUUCUUUGGUCUCCGUGGUCCAAUCAAGCAGUGCUUGCCUGAAGCUACAUCUUACAGCACCCAUCUGGUGAAUGACUUCAUUUGUGGGGGCUUGCUAGGGGCUAUGCUUGGUUUCCUGUUUUAUCCUGUGAAUGUGGUCAAGGCCCGAAUGCAGUCUCAAGUUGGUGGAGACUUUCAGUCAUUUCGUGUAGUAUUCCUUACUAUCUGGAAGGAACGAGAAGGCAAGGUCUCACAUCUGUUCCGUGGGGCACACCUCAAUUAUCAUCGUUCCAUUCUAUCAUGGGGCAUCAUAAAUGCCACAUAUGAAUUCUUACUUAAGUUUUUCUGAAGAACUUGUGUGUUCAACAAGAAUCUUGGACGUGUAAAGAAAAUGAUGAACUUAAAUGGAGCCGUUCUACAGUUUUGAGUGUGCAUUAAGAGUAUUUGAGGCAUAAAUUGCUUUGUAAAUGUUUUUCAAGAAUCCUGCCAAUUCAUAAUGGAAGACGUAUGUUUAAUUCUCAAGAAUUCAAUGAUUAUGCCAGUUUCAAGAAGGGUACUCUUGGUUGAUUACAAUGUGCAAUUUCAUAUUUCUUCUCUCUGCCUAUCAUAAAAACUCUGACCUUGAAACACCAAAGGUAGCAUUAGAAUGAGUUACUGGGCAGAAUAUCUCUUACCAAUGUAUGGCAUCUUUUACCUCCUUUAUUUUGUGCAUAUUAGAUCUAUAACUAGGAUUUACAGCAAAUACAGUCAAUUAUUUGAAUGCAAUGAUAGUAUCACAUUUACUCACAGUACCUUGAUUUAUCUUUUUUUUUCAUCCAUCUUGAAAUAUCAGUAUUUACUUUUUUUAAGAAUUGUUGAUUACAUACAUAAUCAAUGUCUGUUUUCAUUAUUGGUUUCAGACUUGCUUUUCUAUACAUUUCAGGAAUGAUUUUUUUAAAUUUGGAAAUGUACAUGUUGCUGUUUAUAAAAUAUAAAAGUAUAUAACUGAUUGUGGUGGAGGACAUUUCAGUUUAUUUUUAUUACAGUACUUCUAAUGAAGAGUAAACCUUCUCUGAAUGUUUUCUCUGCCUGCUCAUGUCAAGUGUUUGCAUCUGUUUUUGUUAAGGCAGAAGGCUUGUAUUACAUUAUUUUAAAUGUGUUUACACCGGACUACAUUUUGUUUUUUGUCCAAAGACCUAGCAUUAUUUGAAGGAUGACCAUACAUUUGAGAUAGUUAUGAGGAAGGUUGGGUAUUGAUACCAGGAAACUGAAGACUGAAUAUAUUCUGUUGGAAACUUGUGGAGGAGGAUGUAGCAUAGCAUACACCAUGACCCAGUAAUACUUUGCUAAAUGUGGUGUGUUGGAUUGACUCACUUUAAGAAGAAUACCUUUUCACUGGAUUAUUUGUCAAUCCCUAAUCAUUUUUGUUUCUGAAGGUGAAACAAAAUACUCAGCAUAGACAGGCUGAGGCAUGGAUGGAUUUCUACACCAUAGCAUUUAUCCUUAAGAACUGCUUUGGCUGCUGUGUUUGUUAUAUUACGUUUUAUUAUUUCACUAUAUGCGUCAUGCUAAAAAUCCCAUCUUUUAUAUAUUUGGUUGUUUUUUUACUUGUAAUAUCUAUGUCAUCAUAGAAGUAGACAGCCAUGUUUGCUUUGUGUACUGUAAGCACUAGAAUACUAUCAUUUUUCCUGACCAUAGGAAAUACUUCAUUAUUUAUUUUGAACUGUUUUUUUAAAAACACUUAAUAAUGGAUGUACAGAUGCUAAUAGCACUAAUUGGCGUCAGGCAUCUUAAGUGAUGAAAUAACCUCCGCUUAAUAAGAGAGUCCUGAAGGUCCUAAGCUACAAUGUUUCCUUGGUAGGUGAGGUGGGGAAAACCUGGAGAUAUUUGAGUGGGCUAUAUCGAAAGCUACUGUGUGCCUUCACUAUAGCAAUAGUGUUAGAUAGGUGACUUGUAUUUGGAAGUACAGCAGUUGUUUCUUGUGGUGGGGUCUUCUACUCAUUUACAUAAUUGUCAAUUUUCAAAAAGGUUUUACUUAAUUACACUUGGUAUUAGAAGGAAGAAAUUACAAGUAACUUUAAGCUAAGCCAGUGUUUCUUCAUUUGAAUUUAUAACGUGAAAACAUAUAUUUUAGCCAGACUCGCAAGUAGGACUUUAAUGUUAUGCCAUAUUUUUGACAGUGCUACUUUUCUAUUUUAACCUGUAUCUCUGUUUUCAGCAAACCUUUACAGAGCUCUGUACUUGGCACAGCAUGUAGUGCUUCAAAAGGUUAGUACAAGAAUCCAUUCAGUGAAGAUGUUUUGGCAGGCAGUGUGGUGUAGUGGUGAAGACUCUGGACUUCAAACCCCAAAUCCUGCUACAGAUACUGUGUGACCAUGAGCAAGUCACUUCUCCUUCCAGUGCUUGAAUUAGAAAAAUUAAAAGAAAUGUAACCAACUGUAUCUCAGAAGUUGUAAGCUGCCUUAGAUAAAGGUGUCCGCCAAAUCAGUAAGAGUAAUGUAAAUGUUUGUUAUAUUCUCAAAUACUUCACGGUAGAGUCCCAAGUUUGAAUCCAGACCCCAAGUAUUGUCCCUGUGUGUGCAUAGGCUUUCUUUGAACACUCCUAUACUCCCCUUCAUUUCAAAGAUGUGUGUGUAGGUGACUCUAUAUUGGCGUGGUGUAACUGAGUAUUCACGUGCUUAAAGGUGUGCAGUACAGUGUAUUGGCAUCCUUUCUGGGAUCAAUUCAGGCCUUGUCCCCAAUGUCACUGGCAUAUGCUUCAGCCAUUUCUUUAUCCAGAGUUCAAUAAGUGAUUUGGAAAAUAGAAGAGUGCAUGGAAAGUAUCAGUGGUAACAAUAACAAGCUGUGUAGUCAUUUGAAUUGACUAGUACAUGUAAGUAAAACAUUAACGAAUGAAGGGGAAAAUAGCCCUCUAAAAAGUAAAACAAAGUAAUCUCUACAACAUUAUUGUCUCCCACAGUUAGUUAACUGGUUGAUUCUUGUACGGUCUCCAGCACUGACUUUUCAUUACCUUCAGAAAGUUGCUUUUUCUGCCAGUGUUCCAUUCAUAAGUACUGUAUAUAUGAAAUCAGAUGUUUUAUUCUGUGUAUGUAUGCUACUUUGAUGAAAUUUACUAUGGAAAUGUGGAUGUGUACUGUAUUAAAUUAGAAAUAAGAAUUUAUCCUUCAAUGUGACCUGCAAACUCAAUGUAGAAUAUGGGACAAAAAAUUAAAUGCAGCUAAUUGUU